This is a messenger RNA of Branchiostoma floridae (Florida lancelet), 2368 nucleotides long. RefSeq names its product secreted frizzled-related protein 3-like. Gene Ontology annotation, molecular function: Wnt-protein binding. Bases 257 to 1372 code for a protein of 371 amino acids. The transcript is spliced from 8 exons. Gene Ontology annotation, biological process: non-canonical Wnt signaling pathway; canonical Wnt signaling pathway. The record is from RefSeq and is a predicted model, not a curated record. Lineage: Eukaryota; Metazoa; Chordata; Leptocardii; Amphioxiformes; Branchiostomatidae. Gene Ontology annotation, cellular component: cytoplasm.
UCCGUGCAGGAGGCUUGCACCCAGUCGAGAGGCAGCACAAAAUAAAGACAAAGUCUGGCACACGCACCGACUAACGGGCUGGCCCGGCGUUCCGCGGAUUGAAUUGCUAGCGAUAUUGAAUUUAGCGUGGUUCCCCUGGGCUCGCCUCGGUCACACACAGGGAUGAAGGGCUAGCUACCCGCCAGGCCGUCACGGGUCUGUAGCCAUCCGCUCACCGCGUGACCAGCACACCUUUCCUCGGGCCAGACGUGCCGGGAUGGCGGGGAAGGCAGCGUGGUUCCUCCCGUUGUUGGCGGCGGGGCUGGCCCUGCUCGCCCGGGAUGCAGGCGCGGCGCUGUGCGAGCCGAUCACGAUCCCCAUGUGUAAGAAGAUGCCGUGGAAUAUGACGAGGAUGCCCAACCUGCUGCACCACAGUACCCAGGAGAACGCCAAACUCGCCAUCGAACAGUACGAGAGUCUGGUGAACUUCCAGCCCAGCUGCAGCCCCGACCUGCUCCUGUUCUUCCUCUGCUCCAUGUACGCGCCCAUCUGUACCCUAGAGUUCAGCCAGGAGCCCAUCCGGCCCUGUAAGAAGGUGUGCGAGGGUGCACGCGCCGCCUGUGAGCCCGUGGUGCUCGCCUACAACCACACCUGGCCAGACCACCUGAAGUGCGACGACUUACCUGUGUACGAGCUGGGCGUCUGUAUCUCACCCGAGGCCAUCGUCACCGAAGAGCCGCCAGAACUUGUCGGUCCGGAAUCUACAGACAGUGCAGAAAUUAGGGAGCCCGGAAAGUCAGGAAACGGACGCCGCAAACAGGAGGGACUAGAUGAAGAGGACGCCGUUGGGUUUGAGUACGACGAUGACGUCUACGAGAGUGACGACAACAAUGAAAAGUGCCCGAAGUGCAAACGACUGAAGGCCUCCUACAGAAACUUCGAGAAGAAAACUUAUCAUUAUGUGUUGAGAGUCCUGGUGAAGGGUACAGAGACCCGCGGGGAUCAGAUCGCCACGACUGUGAACGUGCUGGAGGAAUGGAAGCACCACGCCAUCAGCGUCCCCAAGGGAGAAGUGCAGCUCUGGACCAACUCCACCUGUAAAUGUCCCAGGCUGAAGGUGAACCAGGAGUACAUCAUCAUGGGGUACGAGGACAGCACCAAGGGCCGCCUCCUGCUGCUGCCAGAUUCCAUGAUAACCAACUAUUCCAGCAGGUGGCAAAAAAGAUUCAAGAAAUGGGAAAGACGGCUGAAGCGGCCGUCCGGCAGAAAGAGACGGAAAGGUCGCAAGAAACCGCAGGGGGACUCGGCUGAUCCGCAGAGCUCCAGAGAACGGAGAGAAACGGACACGGGGCGCCUGCGCAGACACAACAUGGAACAUGGGAACGAGAGUUGAUCGCGAAGGGUGAGCCUGGGUAUGAGACGUAUCACCGACACUGCCGCAUGCAAAUGACGUAAGAUGAUGGCCAGUCAUUCUUUCAACGUUUUGAUGUUUCUAGGAUUGAUUCCAAUAUGGCGGAGUAAAAACAGCUGCUGUUAACCUGUGCUAAGACCCUGACAACUCGUGAUGAAAGCUUCGUCAUGUGAUAAUGCGCAGACUUUCAACAGAAGAGCUAAGAGGGAAAAUUCCGCUGAUAUAAUGAAUCAUAGAAUAAGGAUUGCAUCCAUUACCUACUUGCUUAUAAGUAAACAUACAAGGGACAGAAGGUUUAGGUUUGUGAACACAAUGGUCUGAAGACAAAAUCGCUUGUAUACAUCUCUUAUUAAUCAUCUUCAACACGAAGUAAAUGUACACUAACGCACUAGAAAUUGCCGUCUGUCGCCUGGUAAGAAAGCAUUAAGAUUGUACUAAGUUAGACGAUCACGAGAUUUGGAUGCCUUGAGUAUCCAAUAUUGAGUUUUUACUAUCUCUCAACUUUGUUGUAAAAAUUUUGUAUAUAUUUGCCGUACGUUCGAAUGGCUUAUCGGCUGUGAUGAAUAUGUAGAAGUAUAGAAUGGAAAAGAGUUCAUGUGAUAUGCAACGUACAAUCUGUAACAUACGCAGUUCGAAGAAAUACUUCAGCCCUCGGGCUACAGGCAAGACUAGGAAAGCAAACGUGUGGCUUAUAUUGUGGCGCUUCCCAGCUAUGUGAAAAAUACAGGUGAUACAACUUUUAAUGUUACACUUGGUAUGGCCAGUAGAAACUGUUCAAGGCCGUGUGUUGGACAUGUAUUUUGGGCAUUAGCUUCUGCGCAAAACGACUAUGCUGGCAAAACAGACAACGCCUGGUUCAGUGGUCAACAGGCCUUAGAGCCAACAGGCGACUUUCUCAGAAUCUGCAAGAUAGCUCGAUAGGACCUUAUAAUUAAGAACGCCACAGAACGUGAAGAAGAGAAUUAAGUCAAGUCAAGA